Molecule: messenger RNA, 2854 nt
Organism: Atta colombica
Lineage: Eukaryota; Metazoa; Arthropoda; Insecta; Hymenoptera; Formicidae
Product: ankyrin repeat domain-containing protein 13C-like
Exons: 11
Coding region: 859-2820 (653 amino acids)
Cellular component (GO): cytoplasm
Molecular function (GO): protein binding
Source: RefSeq, a predicted model, not a curated record
UACGUUCAGUAAAUAUAAUAAUUACGCGCGCGUCGAAUGUCAUCGAGCGCGAUACAAUCGUUGAACAUGUCCCGGAGUGCCAUGUUUGCCAUGAGUGAAUAGCUUUCUCGGACGAUCGCUUUUCCUUCAAUGUGCGUUGACGUUUACUCGGUUGUACGAUCGCACGAUCGCACCGAUUUUCCGAAUAUGUUCCUCGAGACGGAGCGUGUCAGCCGUGCGAGCAAAUGUAACGAGGCUCACGAGGGUUAAAAAUUGCCGAUCUGUCAUUUUCGGCCAUCCGUAUCGCAGUGACUCCGUCGAGUACACUGUCAAGUUGAUAUCCUAUUAGGGAAGAGCGGUUAGGCCUCAAAGUAUACACAUACAUCACACACACACACACACGCACACACACACACACACACACACAUGCGCGCGCGCAUUUUGCAUUCGGUCGUACAAGUGUUCCGUAACUAACGGGAAGGGAACUUGGAGCUAUAAAUUUGAGAAGAAUUGAAAAUAAUUGAAGCAAACACGAUCAUAAUGUUGAUUGCGAUUCCCACGGAGGCGCCAAGAUUUGAACUUACAGAAGUAUUGUUGUUUAACACAAGGAAGUGUCGAUAAAGGUACUAUAAGAUAAGAGGAGAAGGGAAAGAAAUAUGACAAUUACGUAAAAGUAUAUAUUAAUCAAAGUGUCAACAUGUCAAGUCGCAAGCUCGCCGGAGGGCGAGACUUGCGUGCAUUGUGAUACCUGUUAACGUCCAGUUAACGUCAGUAAUCGUGAUGAUCCGCGUCGACGUCAUGCAUGGCACAUGUUGUAAUACGAAACGUCAAAGUUUGUGUUCAGUUCUGCCGUUGUAACGCGCAUGAUAGGGAUCUCGGAUGCCGAUGAUCAUGGCGCAGGAGAACGAGGAGUAUCCGCUUCACAGAUGUAUAUUUCAAGGGGACGUGAAGACGCUGAAGAUCUUGAUUGGUACACAUGAUAUUGCUGAAAAGGAUAAACAAGGAAACACACCUUUGCAUUUAGCUGUGAUGUUAGGAAGAAAAGCAUGUGUUCAAUUAUUGCUUACACACGGGGCACCUGUAAAGGUGAAGAAUCUAGCUGGUUGGAGUCCAUUGGCCGAAGCAAUUAGUUACGGAGAUAGAAUAACCAUAUCAUCUUUAGUACGUAAAUUGAAGCAACAAGCGAGAGAACAAAUGGAAGAAAGAAGGCCAAAUUUAGUUGCUGCAUUGCAUCAAAUGGGUGAUUUUUAUAUGGAAUUAAAAUGGGAUUUUCAAAGUUGGGUACCGCUAGUCUCGAGAGUGUUGCCGUCAGAUAUAUGUAAGAUACACAAAAGUGGAGCUUCAAUUAGGAUGGAUACGACUCUUGUAGAUUUUAAUGAUAUGAGGUGGGAGAGGGGUGACAUAUCUUUCAUCUUUAAUGGUGACCAAAAGCCUAGCCAUUCAUUGACUGUCCUCGACAAUAAAGCCAAACUUUUCCAAAGAGUGAGAUAUGAGGAAACAGAGCUUGAAAUAGAGGAUGAAGUUGAUAUUCUUAUGUCUAGUGAUAUUAUGGUAGCGCAAAUGUCUACUAAAAGUAUCACAUUUUCUAGAGCACAGACAGGAUGGAUUUUUAGAGAGGACAAAAGGGAAAUGGUAGGCGCUUUUCAUGCUGAUUUUUAUCAAAUCAAUGGUAUGGUAUUAGAAAGUAGAAAACGUCGUGAGCAUUUAAGCGAGGAAGAUCUUCAAAAAAAUAAAGCUAUUAUGGAAUCCCUUACUAAAGGCAGCUCUCAAGGAUUUAAAAAUGGCGAGCCUCCUAUGAGAAGAGCAUCGUUGAAUCCGCCACCGAAAUCAAAUAUAACGUGGGAUGAAUACGUCGUUGCUUCACCUGGUCAGUGUCCACUUCUAGGAAGAAAUCUUGUUUAUAAAGAAAGUAGUAAAUCUUUCAAAGCUACUGUGGCAAUGAGUCCAGAUUUUCCCCUUACCGUCGAUAUGCUACUCAAUGUUUUGGAAGUGAUCACGCCGUUUAAGCAUUUAAGCAAGCUACGCCAAUUCGUACUUAUGAAGUUGCCCCCUGGAUUCCCAGUUAAGAUCGACAUACCAAUUCUGCCUACAGUCACUGCUAAAAUAACUUUUCAAGAGUUUGCCUUCCGAAAUGAUAUAGAUCCAGAAUUGUUUCAAGUGCCAUCAGACUACUUCGAAGACCCAAUGAGCGCGGAUGAAUCCACGGAUGAAUUAAAAUUACUCACAAAAUUAUCGCCGGUAAGCAGUGCACAAAAUGUAUAUCCGGAUAAUACACGGAAUCAAGGAGAUUUGGUUGAAUCUGCGAGUGAUCGAACGUUUCAUAUAACUAAAGGUGGAUAUCCUGGAUCAAUUGGAGGAUAUCCCGGGGGAUAUCCUGGAAGAUAUCCCGGAGGAUAUCCAUAUGAUACGGGAAUCAUUGGAUCCAUUUAUCCUAGUACAUCAUAUCGUGGCAGCAACCUGAUUCCAGGAUAUGGAGGUUAUCUUGGGCCAGGAGGACUCAUUGGCGGCGGAUAUGGAUAUUACGGUAAUUAUCCUGGGUAUGGCGGAUAUGGGGGAUAUGGAGGAUACCGAGGAUAUGGAGGCUAUGGGGAUUAUGGAAGGGGAUAUUAUCCUGGUAGUUAUGGGGGUUAUGGGGGUUAUGGUAUUGGAGGAUACGACAAUUUAGGAUACGGACGUGAUUACGGUCGUUACGAUGGAUACGAUAAUUAUGGUUAUGGAAAUACAUAUGGUACAUAUGGCUCAACAUAUGCAGCAAGGAGUCCAUAUUCUCCAUAUAGUUAUCGUAGCGAUAGUUAUGGCACUUCUUUAAGUAAUCCGUCUGGUUAUCGUGGUUAUUCAUAAACUGACUUUGUUAUACAUAUAUUUUCAUGUAACA